GAGCUCGCCACGCGCGUGCGGCUCGACAUCGGGUCGGACAAGGGACGGAGAGGAAGAGCUUUAACGCAGCGUGUUUGUCUUAGUGCUCGUGCUGAUUACCUUUUAGUGCACAAUAGUUCUGGCAUUCUUUUACGCAAUGUAUUCUUGUAUUUUCUGAAAAAGAACUAAAUCAUAUCUACAAACGCUUUUGGUAUAUUUUAAUAGAUACGACGUUAACAUCGACAUUGAAUUGAAAUAGAAUUGAAGUUGUACCGAUUGUCAGGAAUCGCAUCGUCCGGACUGUCUGGAUCUCAAAGUUAAAAAAUAAAAAAUAAAAAAAUCCUAGGAGAUCACGCGAGAGGAAUAUUCACGUGGACCAGACACAUAGUGAUUUUUUUUUUUUUUUGCUCGAGCUCGAAUGGAGCAGCACGCAGAAGCGCGAGGCUGCACCGGUCACGGAUCGCGAUCCCGGUGUUCCGAGCUCCUGCACGAGCACUGCAUGCAUUUAUCCAUCCAGUCGACGACGGGCACCCGCUUCGAGCUGUCUCUCCCCGCGGAGGAGACGGUGGAGGGGCUGAAGAGGAGGCUUUCACAAAAGCUCCGAGUGUCCAAAGACAGGCUCGCGCUUCUGCACAAAGACACGAGGCUAAGCUCAGGGCGGCUCCAGGACUUUGGGGUUACGGACGGGAGCAAGUUGACCCUCGUGCCCUCGGUGGAGGCAGGAUUAAUGUCUCAGGUCUCCAAACCAGAGCAGUCCAUCAUGCAAGCGCUGGAGAGUCUGACAGAAACUCAGGUUGGUGACUUCCUAUCAGGUCGCUCUCCGCUGACACUUGCCCUUCGUGUAGGGGAUCACAUGAUGUUUGUGCAGCUGCAACUGGCCGCGCAAAACUCGGGUGUCCAACAGUGCACCACUAGGGGACCUUCGAGCACAACCAGGACUGCCCAGCACAACACAGUGCCCUGUGGGGGCAACAGUGAGCACCCUCAUACUCCAACCACUGCCCACAACAACCAGAGGGCAUCAGCUGGACACCACGCCCACCACGCCCACCACACCCACCAUGCUCACCAUGCUCACCUGUCUCCCCCCUCCAGUCCUACACUUUCCCCAGGAUCUGUCCAUUAUCCUCACCUGGCCACAGGUGCCUGUAGCCCUGCCCCCAGAGCAACCACGCCUUUCCAGCAGGGUGAGUGUGGGAAUUCAAGUGGAAGUGGAAGCACCAGCUCAUGGCCAAGUCGUAAACCGGGUGCGGUGAUAGAGAGCUUCGUGAACCACGCUCCUGGGGUUUUCUCUGGAACCUUCUCAGGCACCCUUCACCCGAACUGUCAGGACAGCAGUGGGCGUCCACGCCGUGACAUCAGCACCAUCCUGCAGAUCCUCAAUGAUCUACUGAGUGCCACACGCCACUACCAGGGCACACCUCCUGCCCUGGCCCAGCUCCGCUGCCAUACUCAGACACCUGCGUCUCCCCGAGAGACGCCGCCCACCUCGCCAUGCCCGCCUCCCUCACCCACUGUCAUGGAGCUUCCAUCAGCACCUGUGUCACCAUUAUCAUCCUCACCUACCUCAGACAGACUGGCACUGAGCCACAACCGCAUCAGCAAACCAAUGGGCGAACCCUCCAGGCAGACGGAGAACAGGGCGACACGCUGUAAGGUGGAGCGUUUGCAGUUGUUGCUGCAGCAGAGGAGGCUCCGCAGGCGGGCGCGGAGAGAGCCCCGGGCUCCCUAUCACUGGCUGAGCGAGCGCAAAGCCACCCGAAGCCACAGCAACAGCAGCCUGAGCAGUGACGGCUCCAUCGACCUGGACUACGACGAGGCGCUCUGGAAGAACGACGUCCAGACCGACAUCAGCUCUGAGUUCGUCGUGGCCUGAAUGAGCAGCCCAAAGAAAGAAGGAUGAGAGAAUGAAAAGAUUACGAGUGGCUGAAAGAGAAAGGAUUUACUUUACGUAAUGAUGUGUAAUGCUGGAAUUUUUAGCGUUCGUUCAAUUUGAAACACAAAAUAGCAUUGGGAAGAGAACUCGUGUUCUACAGCAUGAAGCGAACCAAGAGAGUGUCUUUCUGUACUCUAGAUACACAAGAUGUUCAAAGAUUCUGAGACUUUUUCACCCGGUUUGCUCAAUUGACUGUCUUAACAUGGUGGUGGUUUGAGUUGCUGUUGUUACAAAAAUGCGUCAUGUAGCAUUAUGAAGCAAGAAAUUCAGGUGUUUCUCUCUGGUUUAUUACAUUUUGCACACUUCUUGACCUGUGAGCAUUAAGGUUUCCUUUCUUUGUUUUUGAUACUCAGCUUGGUUGAAACUCAGCUCAAGUGAACUCAAAUACAAAUUAACUCAAAUCCAGAAAGCAUUUAUUACAGACACAUUCUUUGCUUGUUCACACUUGUAUAUGUAACUGUAUCUACUGGUUAAAGUAUUAAGGUAAUAUCCCAGUGCCUCUGUUUACCACUUAGUGUAUUGAAGCAUCAAAUCUGGAACACAUCUGGAUUUUUUUUUUUUUUUUGCUGCUACAAAGGAUGACGUGCGAAAGAGAGGAGUCUUGUCUGGUCAUCCAUCUCAUUAUAACUAGGACCUGAUUCUGCAGAAAUGUACAAUUCUGCAUGCUUCUUGAACAUACAAGGAACUAUUAAGUGGGGUCAUUCACAUAUUGGCUCUGUAGCACCGUUUUACAAACUGAUUUGAAGAGAAAAUGACUUAUGUAGUAUUUUAGGUUUAUGUCACCUGCUGACCCACAUAUGCCCAUCAAGAUGAAGAGUAACGUCGGACAUCUUUUCCACUAUGGACCAUUGCUGUCUCAACAUUUGUAUGAUUGAGAAAACUGGAAAUGAGGCAUGAUAACAUAUACAUGGAUGGACCUUGUGUACAGUGGCCUUACUGAUCUUUAAAAAAAAUAAUAAAAAAUAGCGAAAUGUGCAGGCACUGGAAACUCUGGAUCCUUGAUGUGUAUUGUGAUUUUUUUUUUCUUUUUAAAUUAAGGACACACCAUUAGAGCAUUAGUGAAAGGCUCCUGUGCCUCAACAACGUGCCUGAGACAAACGGAAAAAAGACGUUUCUUUCCUCGUCUGAUAAGUCCCUCAGCCUUCUCAGCUGAGAAACAGAGAUAAAAGAGUACUUGCUCUGUGUUUUGUUUUUGGCUUUUUUUUUUUUCGAUCAUGAUGUAAUGUCUGUCCUGUGUAUCUCUUGUGCAUCGUUCGUCUUGUGUACAUCCUGUCUUUCAUUCUUGAAACCAGAAUCUCCAUAAAUAUAUAUAGAUAUAUAUAAUACAUAUAAAAAGAGGAACAGGUCCAAAUAAACAAAUAUCACUCUGUAAACAUACUCAUAAUAUGUCACAAUGUGGACGUCUUCUGUUUCAGCACCAAGUUCCUAAAAUAUUGUUACCUGGAUGCAUGGGAUAUGAUAUAAUUUAUUUAAGGUUGAAUUGAAUAUAUGAGUAGUUCAUAAGGAAAUAUACGCAUUUGGUUGGGAUGUUGUUUUUAAAGUUGACGCUGGUGUUUUUUUUUGUUUUGUUUUUGUUUUUUGUCAACGCUGCAUUUUUUCGUUGCCUGUACUGUCUUGUGAUCUCACAGGUGAGGAGCCUCUGCUUGUGUAGCACAUUUUUAUAACUGUUUUAAUUUAUAAAGCCGAUCUUGCAACUGUGAAGAAACGUUAUCUGAUGUUUUUCUUGUCACCUCUUUUGUGUGUGUUUGUUUUUCUCUUUAUUUCCGUUUUUGUCUCUUUUGUCAAAAAUGAAACCUGGUAUUGUAAAAGAGGGAAACAACUAAAACAACUGAUUUUCUUUGUUCAUAAGCAAUACAUUUCAGUGUGGCUUGCUGUAGACAUUUUUUUCUUUUUAGGUAAUAAAUUUUAAUUUUAAUGCAA
This is a messenger RNA of Pangasianodon hypophthalmus (striped catfish), 3835 nucleotides long. Its product is annotated as midnolin. Gene Ontology annotation, molecular function: protein binding. The record is from RefSeq and is a predicted model, not a curated record. Gene Ontology annotation, cellular component: nucleus. The transcript has 7 exons. The coding region runs from base 398 to 1855 and encodes 485 amino acids. NCBI's taxonomy places the organism in Eukaryota, Metazoa, Chordata, Actinopteri, Siluriformes, Pangasiidae.